UCUCAGCAGCGCCCGGCCCUUCCUCGGUGCCCCGUGGGGAGGCGAGUGUCCCCUGGGCGGGGGCUCGCCGGGGCCCUGCCGGGCAGGAGCAGGGGGAAGGCAGCGGGAAGGCCCCAGAGCCCAGCGUCGUGUUGUAACCGAGGGGCGCCGAGGCGGGUGAGCGGCAGCGGUGAAUUCUUGUAGAAGAUUGAUAGCUUUAACAACACUUCUUCACAAUAGAAGAUGGGUGGAUUAAUUUCAAGAUGGAGGCAGGCAAAGCCUUCUACUGUAGAAGUAUUAGAAAAAAUUGAUAAGGAAAUACAGACAUUAGAAGAAUUUCGAGAAAAAAAUCAGAGGCUACAGAAACUAUGUGUUGGAAGGCUACUCUUCUACUCUUCGGUUCUUUAUCUCAUCACCUUUUUCAUUGUAUAUUUUUGUUGUCUUCCUGAUGAAUGGACAGCAAGGUUUAUUAUGACACUUCCGUUUUUUGCAUUUCCAUUGAUAAUCUGGUUUAUAAGAACACUGCUCAUUUUUUUCUUUUCCAAAAGGACAGAAAGGAAUAAUGAUGCGCUGGAAGAUUUAAAAUCUCAAAAGAAAAAAAUACUUGAGGAAGUGAUGGAGAAGGAAACAUACAAGACUGCUAAAUUAAUUCUUGAAAGGUUUGAUCCAGAAUCAAAUGCAAAGGAAGCUGAACUGCCUUCUGCUGGAACAUCUGCAACCCCAAGACCUGGACAAGAAAUUCGUCAGAGGACCACAGCUCAAAGAAAUGCUUCUACACCCACACCUGCAACUCCUAAACAAGGCUCUCCAAAAUCACUUGUUCCAGUAACAGCAUCUCCUAAUCUGCAGAGGGAUGCAUCCGCUCUGAGUGGGCCACUGGAAAGAACUGCUGUGCCAUCCUUGCAGUCAAACAUUCUACCGAGGCACCCUGGAUCCCCUGCUACUUCAGUGCCUGGAAUGGGUCUUCAUCCUCCAGGCCCUCCUUUAGCAAGACCUAUUCUUCCUCGAGAAAGAGGAAUUGUGGACAGAGUUAUUGAAUAUUUGGUUGGUGAUGGUCCUCAGAACAGGUACGCCCUUAUAUGUCAGCAGUGUUUUUCUCACAAUGGUAUGGCUUUGAAGGAGGAGUUUGAAUACAUAGCAUUUAGGUGUGCCUACUGCUUUUUCCUGAAUCCUGCAAGAAAAACGAGACCUCAGGCUCCAAGACUACCAGAUUUCAGCUUUGAAAAAAAGCAACCUGCAGAACUGCAGUCGGCAACUGAGCAUCCAGAGUCAAGAGAGAGAAAACCGCAGGAGAAUCAGCAGACAGAAGAAUCUGAAGAACCAUCCCAGAGCAUUGAGACAAAUGAGACAGAUGAUAAAGCACUAAGUGCUGAGCAGCUGAAUGAUGGGCUAGCUGAAGAAGUUGAAAAAGAAGUAGCAGAAAAUGUUUCAACAACUGAAGACUAUAUUUCAGAUUCUGCUAUUUCAACCGAACAAAGUGAAGAAUCUUUAGUGAAAGCUGAAUAAAGUACUUCAAGUGCCUUCAGUAGCUAGUUUUUAGCUUUGUUCAUGCCUGUUGUUACUAUUCAGGUGAGCUUUUUUAAAUGGUACAACUUAAAAAUCUCGCUUGAGCUUAAACUGCCUCAACUGCCACAGUAUGUCAAAGCUAUGUGUGAAAGUGAGUAUUGUAAAUUAAGCAUGUGUCUUUAAAUAAGUUAACUCACAGAAUGUAUAGUUGGUUGAAGUCUAACAGUCAUAGCCGUUGCUCAAUUUGCAUAUUUAAAAAUUUAAAAGUAAGUUUUAUUAAAGGUGACCUAAAAUUUGGCCUCUAGCUGUCAAAUGAUGAGCCACAAACUGGCCACAACACAACUGACCUAGUAAGUUUGAUCUAGUGAACUUAAAGAUACUUUUUAAUUCUUCCCUGUUGAAUUGAGUACAUCUUAAAUACAGAUGUUUGCAAGCUGAGGUGUCAUCCGACAUUUGACUUAAGCACAUGGAAAGUGUCAUUACAGUGGUGUUAAUGUUAUUCAUUGUCUAACUUUUUGACAGAAUUAAGUUAGAUGACACUCACAAAAAUUGCAUCUCCUUUGGUAUUUGCAUUGCAGAUGAACCAGAGGCACGUACAUACGGAACUGUUUUGUGUUUACAUAAAAUAUAGAAAGUCUCUGCACUUGAUUGUACUUGAAUACAAAGCACUAUUUAUACCUGUACAAUAAUGACAAGAUAUAAGUGAAUUUUGUGCCUUUGUGUAUUUUGUUAAAGGAAAAUAAAGACAUCUAGCAGCAAGA
Messenger RNA from Cygnus atratus (black swan), 2246 nucleotides. It is a transcript of the gene LNPK, whose product is annotated as lunapark, ER junction formation factor. The coding region runs from base 223 to 1485 and encodes 420 amino acids. The transcript has 13 exons. Gene Ontology annotation, biological process: endoplasmic reticulum tubular network organization. Gene Ontology annotation, cellular component: endoplasmic reticulum tubular network. The record is from RefSeq and is a predicted model, not a curated record. Lineage: Eukaryota; Metazoa; Chordata; Aves; Anseriformes; Anatidae.